Messenger RNA from Anneissia japonica, 1781 nucleotides. RefSeq lists its product as uncharacterized. The record is from RefSeq and is a predicted model, not a curated record. The transcript has 3 exons. Bases 180 to 1631 code for a protein of 483 amino acids. Lineage: Eukaryota; Metazoa; Echinodermata; Crinoidea; Comatulida; Comatulidae.
AGAUAGGCCUUUGAUCCUUGAUGGCCACCGCCCCAUUAAAAAGCAAUAAAAUUAAUUGGUGUCUUCGCCUUACGGCGAUACAUUACGUAAUGAGUGUGGCCAGAUCGGAUAUCAAGCACUGCUGAGAAAGCAGGAAGUGCAGAAUUAUCCAUGUGUGCGUCGUCGUGUGUACAGUGACGAUGGCGGCUUAUAGUAAGGACGACUAUUUUUUAGGUUCGGAUCUGAGCGAUUUCGAAGACGAAUUGGAUGAGCUUGAGCCCUUAGAAGAUUCUGAAAAUGAAUGUGAAGAUGAUAAUCUUUGCAUUUGUGGAAAUGUUGGUACACAGAAAAUGAUAUUUUGUGAAAAUCCAUCGUGUUUUGUGGGAUGGUACCAUUACGAAUGUGUUGGGCUCACGGAGCAUAACAUACCGACGGGCGCCUGGUUCUGUGGUAAAGGCGGGCGUGAAUGUGCAUCAUCAAUUAGAAAUAACAGUGAAGAAACACCAACAAACAGCACAACCCAGACUAAUCUACCGACUAAGUCAAAGGAACAACCAAAUAACACGACUAAGACAAAAGGGGACAAAAGUGGCAGCCCAAAAAAACAGAAGAAAGGGACAAAACAAAAAGUGUUGAGGCCAAAAUCGAGUUUUACCAAGCAAAUGGCAGUAGACAAAGCGGUAGAAAUAGCGACGGCAGUUCUUCAAGGGAUACCAACCAAACCGAUAUAUAGACAUCAGUAUCCAAAUGCCAUAGAAAUACGACAUAUAUGUGGGUUGCUAUUAGAAAAACAGAACAAUGUAAUUUUAACAAAAUUCUUUAAAGAAAUUGCAGGAAAACUAUGGGACUGCUUAGAUGAGGGCAGGAACAAGCAUUUUUCAACGGAAGAGGACAAUGAAGUAUGGAGAAAAUUCCAGUUGUUGAAGAUGCAUACAAUUGGUGUAUGGCAAGAUUUAUUAAUGCAAAUAACUAUACAAUGUAAUAAAAUUCCAGCAAAUAUUGUGUUGCAAGAAUUCCUAUUGGAAUUUUUGAAGUUGUUAAUGUUAGAAAGUAACAAAGUAAAUGAUAAUGAUGAAAACAUUCCAAGUUCUUUAACAUUGACAAGAGACGAAGAAGAGAUUCUUCGUUACACUGCUGGGUAUGUUCCACAUGCACUUUUAAAGCGGUACUUAAAACUGCCGAACAAUACAAUGGCUGUAGCUUUUGCCACAGAAUUAGCUAUGUGGAAAGUCCAGGAAGACAUAGAAGAGUGUAGUUUUUAUAAAUACACUAAUUCUUGGAUUCAAAGACAAAACCGGGGUGGCUUAUUUAUUGUUAAUGAUAAAAUUUUUUUUCUUUUUAGAGAAAUUGAAGUAGAAUAUCAAAAAAAUAUAUCUGCAAAAACAUUAGCCAAUUUAAAAGGAUUGAACAUUAAUAACAUAUUGAUGGGAAAAUUUAACCAAAAUAGAAAGGUAAACAGAUGUUGGUGUGAAGCUGUGAAUGGCAGAUUGUCAGAUAAAUUAUCAUUUCAAUUACAACAAAAAGUGUUUAUGUAUUGGAUAAAAAUUAGAACAAAGGCUUUUAUUAAAGUCACUUUAGACUUGCAAAAGAAGAAAAAUGCAUCUGUAUCACGAAAAGGACAAAAAGCACUUCGGAAAAAUUUGACAUCAUAGGCUCUCAUAAAAUACUGAAAAUGUUAAAGUAUCUGUCAACACAUUUCCAGAAUUGUAGAAUUUAUAAGCUUUCGUACUGUAAACAAUGAAAACAUUUACAGAGUAAUUCGGCAUAAUGUCAUAAAUAAAUUAUUCCAUCUUGAAAGUUAA